This is a messenger RNA of Toxorhynchites rutilus septentrionalis, 1696 nucleotides long. RefSeq names its product tigger transposable element-derived protein 1-like. Lineage: Eukaryota; Metazoa; Arthropoda; Insecta; Diptera; Culicidae. Gene Ontology annotation, molecular function: DNA binding. The record is from RefSeq and is a predicted model, not a curated record. Bases 22 to 1491 code for a protein of 489 amino acids. Gene Ontology annotation, cellular component: nucleus. The transcript has 2 exons.
UCAUAUACACGAGAUCCAUUGAUGGUCAAGAUGGAAAAGGCACUUCAUAUGUGGAUCGAAGAUCACGCGCAGAAGAAAAUACCCUUGGAUCAGGAAUUAAUAAGGGAGAAAGCUUUGAGCCUUUACCUUUGGUUAGAGAAGAAUGAGCCGUCUUCAAGUAAAAAGAAAGACUUUACCGCGAGUAAGGGAUGGUUUUAUAACUUUAUACGUAGUAAUUCCAUUCGCAACGUUAAAAUCAAGGGUGAAUCCGCAUCGGCCGAUGUUUCGGCUGCAAAUAGUUUUCCUCCAAAGCUCGCUAAGAUCAUAAAAGAAGGUGCGUAUCAUGGUGACCAAGUGUUCAAUGGAGAUGAAACGGGUCUUUUUUGGAAAAGAAUGCCGUCUCGUACCUACAUUACGCAGCAGGAGCAAUAUGCCAGUGGUUUCAAAGCGGCCAAAGACAGGGUUACCCUGUUAUUUUGCAGUAAUGCUUCAGGCGACCUUAUGUUGAAACCGCUAUUGAUCAAUCGUGCUAUGACGCCCCGCUCGUUGAAGGGGGCUGAUUUCAACAAACUGCCAGUGCACUGGAAAGCUAACACUAAAGCGUGGGUCACAAAAGCCGUUUUUGAGGAAUGGUUUUACGAUAUGUUUAUUCCGGAAGUGAAAACAUACUUGGAAGGAAAAGGUUUGGAGUUCCACGUGCUUUUGAUUUUGGAUAACGCUCCAGGACACCUAGUUAUCAAGCACCCAAACGUUCAAGUUGUGUUUCUUCCACCGAAUACAACUUCUUUGUUACAGCCUCAAGAUCAAGGAAUAAUUGCUGCUUUCAAGAAGUUGUACAUUAAACAAUGUCUUCGGUACAUCCUCGAAAAGCUUGAAAGCGAUGAAACGAUGACGGUAAUUCAAGCGUGGAAAGAAUUUAAGAUAAGAGACGCUCUGACGUUCAUAGGAAAGGCUCUGUCUUCUAUGAAAUCUAAAACAUUGAAUUCGUGCUGGAAGCCACUAUGGCCAGAAUGCGUGAAAGCUGGUUCAACAGACCCUUCAAAUGUGGAAGAAUCAGAAAUUCUCAUUCUGGCACAUGCAAUUGGAGGGAAAGGAUUCAAAGAUAUGGAUAGUAGAGACGUUGAAGAGCUUCUUGAAGACACCGAAAUUGAAGAUGAUGAACUGAUGCAGAGUUUAGUCACAUCGGAGCCUUUAGAGGACGAUGAAGACCGGGAUAUCAAGCCAUGUGAUAUCGAAGACGGGAAUAAAUUAGCGGAUACCCUCGUAAAACAUUUUAUGGAAAAGGAUCCUUGUGUUGAGAGAGCCGUUUCAUUUCGGAAUGAUUUGAAACUGUGUAUGCUUCGCUACAAUAGAUUGAACGAAAAAACACAGCCAACAGUUAUCGAUGAAGAUGACGAGGAUUUCAGCUUACCAUUGGAACGCAGACGAUCUCGUCCGAUUUCUUCGGAUGAGGAAGAUAUCGCCACAUCAUCUAACCGCAAACAUCCACGUGUUGCUAAUGAUAGUGAUUAGAUCAAUAAAAGAAAUUCUUUUUUCCACUUGACUACAAUAAAAUUGAUUUAUGAAUACAUUGGUAAAAAUAUCAUGGUAAAAAACUAAAAAUAUGUUUAAUUAAAUUUGUCUAAAUUCCGAAAACAUUUGUUUGUAUUGUAAUUUUUUCAAAUUGCAAAAAUGCAAUUUGAAAAAAUUACUUUCGAACUACUGGACCGCUUCACAU